Molecule: messenger RNA, 453 nt
Organism: Sphenostylis stenocarpa
Lineage: Eukaryota; Viridiplantae; Streptophyta; Magnoliopsida; Fabales; Fabaceae
Source: the annotation of a GenBank genome assembly
AUGAGUGUAGGGGAAAGCCCCAAUUCUGCAUUCGAAUUCCCCACUCUAAUAUGUAACUCACCGCUCCAACGCCACGUCGUUUUCUGCGGCAAAAUCAUCCAUCGCCAACCCCAACCUUCUUCACGACACCCCUUCAUGACGCGAUCAAACUCUUACGAAAAAUGGAAACCGGUUCGGCCCGCGGAUCGAGGCCAACGGUGGGCCUCGUUGCAGUUCCCGGAUACGGGGCAUAGCCGGAAGUACGUGAACGGGCUGUUUGGGGUGGUCAAGUUUCCGGUGCAGAUGGAGCUCAGCGACAUCAGGAAGAGGCAGUCGGCGCAAUCGGCGAGGUUGGCGGCGGCGGCCGAUGGCGAGCCGCAAAAGGACGUGAGAAGUGGGUUGGAGUGGCAGCUUAUUCGAACGCUGAGGCGCAAGAGCCGGCACUGGUUGAACGCGCUUGCCUUCGUCGUUUGA